CGGCGUUCCCGGAACCCGCCGGGGCGUGGCCAAGAAGUGGGUGGCCGCGCGGGUCUCUGGGGCUGCGGCUGCACGGCGACCCUGGUGCUUCCGUCCGUCCGUGUGUCCGUCCGACUGUCCGCCCAGCCAUGGUCGCCCCGGCCCCCGCGCCACGGACCCUGUUGCUGUUCCUGCUGCUGCUGCUGCCGCCUCCGGGUGCCCAGGAUGAGGUGUGUAUAGCUUCCAGUGGAUACAACGUCUUCCCCAAGUCCUGUCCUGAUUUCUGCUGUGGCACCUGUUACAGCCAGUACUGCUGCUCUGAUGUGCUGAAGAGAUUUGUGUGGAGCCAGGAAAGAUGUCUUGAUUUUGAAAACAGUUUUGCCAGUAUCAGGGAGGAUUUGGACCGUACGCAGGAGAAGCUGGCUGAGUCGUGGAAGUACAGCUCCGACAUGGACAGUGACCCCAUGUCAGGCAGGUUCGGGGCGACGGUAGCCAUCGGCCUGACCAUCUUUGUGCUCUUUGUUGUCACCAUCAUCGUCUGCUUCACUUGUUCCUGCUGCUGUCUGUACAAGAUGUGCCGCCGACCACGCCCGGUCGUGACCACCACCACUUCCACCACCGUGGUGCACGCCCCUUACCCUCAGCCUCCAAGUGUGCCGCCCAGCUACCCUGGGCCAUCAUACCAGGGCUACCAGCCCAUGCCCCCCCAGCCAGGGAUGGCAGUAGCACCCUACCCGACACAAUACCCACCACCCUACCCGGCCCAGCCCAUGGGCCCGCCAGCCUACCAUGAGACAUUGUCUGGAGGUGCCGCCAUGCCCUACUCUGCCAGCCAGCCUCCUUAUAACCCAGCCUACAUGGAGCCCCCGAAGGCUGCCCACUGAGAAUGCCCCUGCAUUUUUGGCUGCCACUUGACACGUCUGUGUGUGUAUGGAUGUGUGCAUGGGUAUGCAGGCACGGCCCUUCUCUCCCGUGCAGGAUGUGUGUGUGUCCUGUUUGUACAUAAGGCUUCUUGUGAUGCUGACAAGGUGGGGGACAACCCCUGCCGGACUUACUGGGACCAUACUUUUGUUCUCUUCUUCACUUGAAAUUAUGCUGCCUUGAAAUCUCAAGCAAAAUUAAAAGAAUGAGGUGGGAGUUCUUUUCCAAACCACCCCCGGGAGACCAGGUGGAGCUUGUCACCUUAGGAUAGCACAGCUUUUUUCUGGGUAAGAUGCACACGUGUUCCGGUUUCAGCAGAAUGGCUAGCCACUGCUUGACACCAUGGCUUGUCCCCAGGGCGUGUGCUUCCCUUUGAAGAACCAGAGCUGUGAUUCAGGCAGGUAGGUGAGACUUGGGACCUGGCUGGGUUGGGUUUUGAUCCCAUAGCUCCCUGGAGCCUGGGCCCUGCCCAGUGGAGGGUGGGCAGCCUCCUGAUUUCGAAAGGCCUAAGGCAGAGCCCCACCCGCCCUGACAGCUGUCUACCUGGACUGUUCCUAUAACCUCCUGGGACCACCUGGAGGGCCACAUCCACCCACGGUUCUGGCUGCCCUGGCUGGCCCCAGCCCCGGCCCGAGGUGGGCAGGGUGCCUUCUGUCCACCUACACUCAGAUGUCCUCCUUGCAGUGUUGUUUUACUUUUAGACAAACAUUUGGCCUGUUUUCUGUUUCAAAAUGUGAUAGUUGCUGUAAGUCUGAAACCCCUGGGUCCUGGAGGGAAAUUGGCCAGAGAGGAGGGGGACCCCCUGACCUCUGAUAGUCCCUGUUUCCCCCAUACCAGCCUCACAGAAUAUCCAGCUCCUGUACCCUAGUCCACAGUGUGCCCUGGCAGUGGGGACAGGUGGGCCAACGGACUGUCUGGACCAAAGGGACCACAGGUGGAGGGGAGCCUUGGGUGGCUGUUGGCCCAGACAUGAAUACCUCGGUGUUCCCCGUCCCUCUGUUUCUGUCUCAUCAUAUCUGUCUCAGCUUUGUGCCUGUUGAUAUGUUUCUGAGAGUCUGGGGUCUGCACCCUUGUUUAUAAUAAAUGCAGACAUUUGGA
Messenger RNA from Hipposideros armiger (great roundleaf bat), 1998 nucleotides. It is a transcript of the gene SHISA5, whose product is annotated as shisa family member 5. NCBI's taxonomy places the organism in Eukaryota, Metazoa, Chordata, Mammalia, Chiroptera, Hipposideridae. The transcript has 6 exons. The coding region runs from base 129 to 863 and encodes 244 amino acids. The record is from RefSeq and is a predicted model, not a curated record.